Messenger RNA from Hippoglossus stenolepis (Pacific halibut), 4468 nucleotides. RefSeq lists its product as uncharacterized. Gene Ontology annotation, molecular function: protein-lysine N-methyltransferase activity. The record is from RefSeq and is a predicted model, not a curated record. Lineage: Eukaryota; Metazoa; Chordata; Actinopteri; Pleuronectiformes; Pleuronectidae. Gene Ontology annotation, biological process: peptidyl-lysine methylation. The transcript has 8 exons. The coding region runs from base 153 to 1874 and encodes 573 amino acids. Gene Ontology annotation, cellular component: cytoplasm; cytosol.
CUAAAAAUACCCUCGUGCCCUUGUGGUGAUGAUGGGUGUGUCCUCCAGGAUGCUGAGUCUUUAUAACCGCGCAGUCAGACGUCUCCAGAUGCAGUCACAUUGCUCCUGAGAGUUUUUACCGGAGAGCGGCAGCAGUCCAACAAAGAUUUUACAUGGAUGCUUUAUCGACAUAUUUUGUGGAGGAGACCUUUUGUAUGAGAAGCAGAGACGAGGAAGAGGAAGAAGAUGAAGAGGAGAAAGGUGGAGAUGAUGAAGAUGAGGAAACAUAUGAGUCACAGACAGACCAAAGAACGACCUGUGCUCCGAGUUUCCUCUGCAAAACAGAUAAAGAGGUUCAUUAUUACGCCGGGCAGGAGAUCAUCAUCGAAGAGGCUUUGGACUCAGAUGCAAGCAUGAUACUUCCAGAGGCUUUGGCUCUGAGCCGCUACCUCGACACGCACCAAGAACAGUUGAAUCUUGCGGACAAAGCCGUCCUGGAGAUCGGAGCAGGGACUGGUCUCGUGUCUAUUGUAGCAGCACUCCUGGGUGCUUGGGUAACAGCUACAGACCUUCCAGAGGUCCAUGACAAUCUGAGAGUAAACCUUAGCAGGAACACCAGGGGGCGUUGCAGACACACGCCCAAAGUGGCAGCUCUAUCCUGGGACUGCAACCUGAAGCAAACCUACCCUACAUCCGACUACAGGUAUGACUACGUGCUUGCAGCUGAUGUGGUCUACCACCAGGACUUCUUUGAUCAGGUUCUGGCCACCAUGAAGCAUUUCUGUCAACCAGGGACGUCCAUGAUCUGGGCCAACCAGGACAAGAUGGAGUCUGAUCUGACUUUCACUGAGAACUUUAAAAAGGCCUUUCACACAAGUUUGCUGGCUGAGGAUGGAGACAUAAAAAUCUUCAUGGCGACGUGCAGAGAAGAAGAGGGAGAAGGUGAAGAGGGGCUUGAAAUCCAGGAUCAGCUGAGAGUGAGGGAGGAAGGAAACGGGGCUGACGAUGAAGAAAGACACAACCAGGAAAGUUAUAAUGAUGAGACAGAGUCUGAGAGAAGAGAUGACAAAGAAGAAGAAAAUGAGGAUGAUUGUGAUGAAGAGAUGGGGACGAUCGUGGGCGUCAUAGACGAGAAGGACAAACCCCAAAAGAGGGGUGAUUCAAACUGCAGCAACACGGCCAGCGAUGAGGACAUUUCAGGACAGAUGUUAGAGAAACAAACAGCUGCACAGCAGUCCAGACCCCCGGCCUGGACUCCCAGGGUCAUUUGCAGCCUUGGUAAAGACAUCUACCACUACGCAGGGGAGGACAUCGUCAUUUAUGAAUCCAUAGACUCCUUUGGAGCAGUCAUGUGGCCGGCAGCGUUGGCUCUGUGCUCCUUCCUGGACAACAACAGGGAGGAGGUGAACCUGCAGGGGAAGGAGGUGCUGGAGCUGGGAGCAGGAACAGGACUGGUCACCAUCGUGGCCACACUGCUUGGAGCUGUGGUCACAGCCACAGACUUACCGCAUGUGUUGAGUAACCUCAGGGCAAAUGUGAUGAGGAACACCAGGGGGCGUUGCAGACAACUGCCCCAGGUGGCGGAUCUGUCCUGGAGCUACGACCUCGAGCCCACCUACCCUACAUCCCUCUACAGGUACGACUACGUGCUGGCAGCUGAUGUGGUCUACCACCACGACUUCUUAUCCGAGCUCCUGGCCACCAUGAAGCAUUUCUGUCGACCCGGGACGAAGGUGAUCUGGGCCAACAGGGUCAGGAUGGAGUCUGAUUUGACUUUCACUGAGAACUUUAAAAAGACUUUUCACACAAGUUUAGUGGUGGAGGACGGAGACAUGAAAAUCUUCAUGGCGACGUGCAGAAAGGGAGACACAGAAAAGGAGUGGUUGGAUCACUGAACUGGCUCACUGGGUACAGGCCUGUGGGCCCUAGGGGUUAUGGGGCCCUUACAUCAGACCCCCUGAAGUGCUUGAGUUUAACGUUUCUUGUUAAGUCAAAGGGCUUCGAAUGAGGAUGUGUUUGUCACAUUAUUUGGGUUGGGGUUAGGGUCAGGGUUAGCCCUUAACCCUAACCCAAAUCCCACUGACAGUGACAUAGAGAAUAUAUUUUAAGUUUGGCAGCAACAACAUGAUUGGCUGAUUGAAAUCAUAGUAACCUCUGAUUGGAUCAGCUGAUUAGAAGAGGCGGGAGAAAGUCUUCCUGAUUGAACUUACGUUAUAAGCUUCGUUACCAGCAUCACAGAUGUUCUCUUUGUUUUGUAGAUGAUAUUAUUUUUGUUAAAUAUAGUAUGUGUCAGUUUGGAUUUGUUUUUCCAGUUUGGUAAAAAAAACAUGAAAACAGCAGCAUGACCUGAGAUAAGGUGAAGGAUGGGAAGGAGUCACAUACACUGGGCCUUUUACCUCUGAGUGGACAUCAGCUUAAUUCCUUUAGGAACAGUUAAGAAAGUAACUAAACGCAAUUUGUUUAAUGGACUAGACCACCCAAAAAUGACAAUUCACUCAUUAUCUACUCACCCCUAUGCCGACGGAGGGGUGGGUAAUUUCACCGUGUUUUACACCUCAAACACCAGAAGUGGCUAAGCUAGUGGACGUUGCCAUUUCUGACGGUCCCUGAAUGCACCUCGUCGGCAGAUAUCAGCAGACAUUUAGGCUUUAAAACUUGGUGUAAAUGACCUCGUUUCCAGUUGAAUAUGAAUGUCGGGGCUUGUGGACACUUGGAUGACACCACAGGAGCAGUAUGGAGGUAUGUGUGGGUUUUUCUACGUAUGAAGAUAAGCCCCUAAUAUCUUCAGUUGUCUUGGAUUGGGCUGCAACACUGUUUACCCCUGAAACUCCAGCAGUUUUUUGUGGACUCAAACACUUCACCCACUCCUCCAUCGGCAUAGGGGUGAGGAGAUGUUGAGUGAAUUUUCAUUUUUGGGUGAACUCUUUUAAGGAUGCAUGAGCUACACAAGGUAAUAAAAGCAAAAUAUGAGAUUUUUCGUUAUUUUCUGCAGUUUGUUUUUUUAAAUGAAGUUUUUGUAUUUUUGCCUCCAGCAUGACUCUAACAUAGGACGUUGCAGUAAUGUGAUCCAGGCCGGGUGAGAUAUUAUCCUGAGAAACAUCUGUGCCCCACGAGAUGAGAAUGAUAUAAUAUAUAAUCAUAUCAAUGAGCUCGGUGUAGACCAUUGGAUAAUUAAUUAACAAUUUCAGUAAUUUUGAAACACAAAUGCCAAACCAGCCUCUCAGAUGUGAAUUGAUAUAUAAAAAUGAAGAUACAUCUAAUAUCUUUAGACAGUUUUAGUAGUAUAAUGAAUAUUUUAAACAUUUUACAUGUUUUGUAGCCAAUUGUUGCCCUAUCACAGUUUGGAUAAGGGUCACUAAUGAAAUGCCCUCGUUCGGUUUAUUUUUUACAUUUUAAUGUUUAAUACAGUAUUAGGAAAUUGAAGAAAAACUUUUUUGUCUUGUACUUUAUCUUGUCAUGUCUCUAUAAACUCAUGUAUAAUGAAUUCUCUCAUAUUGAAGAACACAACUAAAAUAUGACAAGUUGACAAAAAUCGUAUUAGCUGUAAAUAAAUGUGUAAGAGACGACCACUGUUUCUUCCGAAUAAUUUUUAUUCAGUGUCAUUUUCCUUGUUUGUGACUUGAAUUCCAUGUGAGCAGAAAAUGUUGCGACAGUAGCUCAGGUCUUUCCCACAUGUUAUGGAGGAAGAAUGGGUAUAAAAUAAUACUGAGAGCAUUCAACCUCAUCCCAUCAACAUUCUGUAAAACAUUGGCAUUUACUACAUUUCAUGACUAUAAAUACAAACACUCAACAUCCAGAAGUUUAAAUUCUUCCUGACACCAGCGGAGUGCGGAGCAACAGAUAUGAGGCGACUGUCUGGUGCCAGAACUGGACGGUUCAGUCCUGCGGUGAAAGUUAAGGCCGUUCUCGGAGAGACUGUCACUGGCAACGCGUACUGACGACUGCUGAGCCCUGAACAUGACGUCUGUCUGAACCAAAACCCGAACACAGGAGGAAGAAAAGGUGAAAAAAAUGACACAGAAUACAGAACAGAAAAGAUGCAAAGAUGUAAAAAUGAUCGACACACAUUUUUUCAAAAACCAAAACCACAUCGCUCCUGUAAAAUCCAUGUGCACUUGGAGAGGCCUGUGCUGAGGCUGCUGCAAAAAGUGAAAACAAAUCACAGCUAAAAACAGAAACGCAAAGUGUUGCUACCCCCGGGUCAACAUGAGUUGUGACCACUGAUUUGCUGCGCAUUUAUUGGUCAUCCCAGAAAAGAUUGAUUAUACCCAUGAGGACUAAAGGCCUCGGCUUGAAAGCAGCUGCUUUUACAUUCUUAAGUUUGUACCUUCCACUUGUGAGACAACAGAAAAAACCUCAGGGAAAGACGACGCCAUUAAGUACAAACAUUACUGUAUAUCCUUAUUUCCUUCUUCUACACGUUAAAUGUCCAAUUUCACCAUCUUUAGUUUUACUGAUAAAACUUUUCAGCCUUCAUAAUUAACAUGGG